AUGCCUCCGUACGGCCAUGUUUGUAGUCAUUUGAAAGAGAUGAAGCUACUGAAUCGAUUGACACCUACCACUCUAAGGACUACAAAUCCUAGGUCCUUAAAAAGUUGAACGUAAAUUCUGCGCAAACUGUGCGCUCUUGUCGGCUUUUACGCGCAGCGCCUCACAGACGAAGGCAGACCGUGGCACUGCACCCUGCACACACGGGAUCUCCUCCAAACUUUUUCUAUCGCGUAUAAAAAACAUUCCAACAAAGGAGAAGAAAAGUUUUAACACCAAGAAGGAUAUGGCAGAAAUACUUUGGAGAUACAGCGGGGGUCAGACGUUGACAUUGAGGAUUCGUCGGACUCCGAGGGCAGCAAUGACGCCGGCUCCGUGGAGGAGGCUUUAUUUGUAAGUUGCGUGGACCCACUUUACGGGUGAGUACCGCUAUUUGCAUUUAUCUAUAAGGGUCAGUCUUCUCAAUAUGUUUCUUUCAACAUCUGUACUCCUUCUUUCAUGCAACAGCGAGGAGGGAGAAGAAGAUAAAGAGUAUGUCCCACCAAGGCACCAGAGGAAGGUCUCUUCAUCUUCAAGUUCCGAGCCCUCUUCCCCUGACCCUGGCCUGUCAAAAAGAGCUUGUGGCCGUGGUCGUGGCGGGCAAGCCAGCAAGCGGCCAAGACUGGCCUCUGUGGACUUGGAGGCUCAACAAGAGAGAUGGCGCACAAAAGAAGAGCCAGAUGUUGAGCCUCCAGCAACAGUAUUCCAGCCUAAGCAUCCACCUGGACCCAGGAUUGACACCACGGCACAGUGGUCCCCGCUCAGCCUCUUCAGGCUAUUCUUCUCUAGCAGCACCAUCAACACAAUAAUCAGCAAUACAAAUACAAAUUCUGCGUGCCGUUUGGCGCAAGGUGCGAAGUAUACGUGGUCUCAGGUGACUCAUUCUAUAUUUUUGUGUCAAUAGUCCUGUUCUUUGGCCUGGUACGUGUGCACUCCAGGAAUGACUUUUGGCGGAUGGACUGGCCCUACCAAUUUGUCUUUCCCAGGAGCAGCAUGUCAAGGGACAAAUUUGAGGCUAUCUGUUGGUCUCUUCAUCUCUCUGAUGUUGCAGAGGAUGAAGAGAACAAAGGAAAAAGGGGAACACCUCAAUUUGACAGAUUAUUCAAAAUCAAGCCACUCUAUGGUGAGAUUUUGAAUGCCUGUAACUCCCUUUAUCAGCCGUACCAGGCCAUAACUAUUGACAAGCGGAUGGUGGCCAGCAAAGCAAGAAUUGGAUAUAGGCAGUACAUGAGGGAUAACCCUCUUACAAUAUAAUCAUCACCCUGCUGAUAUUUGACUGGGUUCAUAUUUACUGGUAAUUCUAACCCUGUCUGAAAAGGGAUUUAUACACCUUUUUUAUGAUAAUUGGUGCUUGGAAAUGUAUCUCAAUAAAUCACAAAUUCAUGGUUUGAAUAAAGUUACUUCAGCUUUGCGUGCUUCAGUCUGUAAAUAAAAGCUGUGAAUGUGCUUUAAAGGAGAUUAAUCACCUGUAGGACUGUGUUGAUUCAAGGCUAAUGUCACUGUGGUUUGCCCAUGACUCCUACAGUCCUCACCCAGUUUCUCUGCUUUAUUGUAGCAAACCUGCUUCCUAUGACGCAGUUAUGAUGUCAAUGGAUAGUAACUGAAAGAGGAGAGAGUUAGCUGGCUAAUAUUAUUUUCUUCUCCUCCUCCGAGGAUGCCUGAGGUGCAUCACUGCUCUUCUGUUCUACUGAUAAACUCAGAGGGAUAUAUCAAACAGUCCAAUUUGUGCAAACACAGGUCCAUCUCUGUGCACACUGUCAAAAACUUUCCUGUCUGUCUACAUGUGCAUUGUGCUCUUUAGUUUGAACUUUUUCUACCUCCCUAACAUGGUUCAUCCAUGUUUCAUAUAAAAGGGAAUGCAGUAUGAUGAUCCACUAACACAGAUGAAGACAGUGCUUCAGUGAUUUUCACCAGAUUUGUGUUCCUUCUGACACCAGCACAGAGGGAGGGCUGCAGAAACAGCAGGGGGGCUCCUCAAAUAUGAGUCAAAACAUUUUGUCAGCAGCAACAAGAAAACAGAUGAUUUUCCAAUGUGUAACUGCUCAAUGCAUCAUUAAUAUUCCCCCUCAGAAAACUAUAUAACCUGAUAAAAGUUGAAAGGAAUUUUCAAUAGUAGAAAAUUCAUACUGUAACCCAAAACAUUUUCCAGUUUUUUAAGGACAUUGAGGUCGCUCUCAUGAUGCUCUCCAGAUUGCUAACAAAUUGAAAAAGACAAAACAAUUCAUUCACAUGUCAACGGCAGGCUAUCAGUAUGUUUUUAUGUUGCUCAACAAAUGGAUUUAUUGCAUUAGUCUGACUGAAAUCACACCAAAUCAAACUUCUCAUAGUUGGCCUGACAUACCUGAUAAUGAGGUUGGGGAUCGAUUCCUCUCUCUCACGUAUACGACUCAGUCAAACUUAAACUUGCCAGCAUGUUGUGAGCAUGCUCUGGUGUUCAGGCUUUGAUGCGUCUCCAGGAAGACUAGUAAAUAAAACCUCAACAGAUGGAUAAAGGAUAUAAAGAAGACUCAACUUUCCUGUCAUACAGAUGAAUGUACAGUACAGUAAAUCUUCUGUAAAAAAAAAUUUAUCGUUCAACAUAUAUCCUGUUAGCCCGGUCUUUGAUAUGUAAUCCGUCAACCAAAAGGCAAUGUGAUAGUGCCAUCUCCACUGGCAUAUUGAUGUUGACAUUUUUGUCCUCAUUCAGCUGUCACCUUUAAACAUAAAGAGGCAGAUGUCACAAACUUCCACACUGCAGCUGUUAUUGUGACUACAUCGUUUACAUACAUGGUUUAAGUCACUUUUCCCUCUUUGUAAAAACAUUCAUCAUUAAUAAUAAUGCAUCAUUAGCACAAUUACAAGUGAAAAUAAACAUCCAUAUCAGCUUAUGUCAACAUAUGACAGUAUGAAGUGUUGUAAGUAGUGAGAUUAAAAGCCUUAUACAUUUUAUAUAUAUAUAUACACAUAUUAUUUUUAUUAUCUUUAUUUUUUUUUUAAUUUUUGCUGAGAAAAAGCUGCCUCAGCAGGAUCAUCAUGUUACAGCCACAGUCAUUUGGGUGUUCUGUUCAACAAGGCUGAGAGGAAACAUGAUCAUCUUAAAGCCACAUCAGCACAUACAGACUCUUCUGGUUAUCACAUUGUAGGUCACAUGACCUUUAGAUACAGUGUGUUAAUGUAAUUUCAUUUAUGAAAAGUCUAAUGUGUUUUCACUGAUAUAUAUUGUGAUCACAGCCUGGAUCAUAAAGCUAACGGUGAAACUGAGUUACAUCAGCUGGUCUCAUUUCAGAUGCUUUCUCUGGGCUGAGCUGACUCACCCUUUCACAAGGACUCAUUACUUCCCAUCAAUAUUAGUGGCGCUUGUAACUUUCCGUCACUGUUGCAUAAGCUGUCAUUGCAGAAGUGAAACCACUGACGUGCACUAGUGUUUCACAAACUCCCCUCUGCAAAUGCUGUAGGUGGAACCUCCCAGUUUCUCAGAGUCUCUGUCAUAUGACAGCCAGCAGACAGCAGCCACCAGCUGUCCACUUGUCAGCUCCUUUACCUCCUUACCCGUGGGUGAGUCAGCCUUCCUCUCACAUCCUUUCAUCCCUCUCUUUUCAGCGUAAAAGCACAGCAGCCUCAGUUUGUACAUAUUUAAUCAUUAUCAGUCAUACAGCGUGAUUCAGCCUGAACGGUAAUCAGUGUAACUGUCACAAGAAUUAUCAGCAUUGCCAUUAUCAUCAUUACCACCAUAAUCAGCAUCAUCAUCAGCAACAACAGACACAAUGAUCCUGCAUGAGUCAGGACACUAAAUGAAUCAACAUGAUCGAUCUGGACUCAGUGUAAUUAAAUAAAUCAAUGUCUUCUCCAUGGCAGGACAGUGACAGGGUUGACCUGGAGUGACAUUUCUAAGGUGUCUAUUCAGGUCAGGUAGUGACACCAUCUUUGUGUUUUUCCCUGUGCUGAGUGUCCUGUCAUGUCAGCAUUUCCAUAACAGCAAAAUACAUUUUUUGUCCAUCUAAUUAAUAACUGUGACUGUGUAUAUUCUUUUUUCUUAAGUCCAACAAAGUACAGUAAUAAUGUUUCCUCAGAAUCCACUUCCUCUUUGACUGAGCAAGAACAAAAACAGUCAACAGUCUCAUUACGUUGCUGGUGUAUCUUACUACUCAUUUUUUUGAGGGUCGUGGUGGAGCUGAAUUCAAAGAAGUGAACUUAUGAUUGGCUCUUGUGAUCAGGUGGAGAUCUACCAAGUCAGAAUGGGCUUCAAAUCUGACUGUGUAUGCCAGACUUUCAGGGUUUUGUCUCAACCUAAAAGUCCACUGGUCUGCACCCAUAUGCAGUAAACGUAGGAAGAGGUAGCUGAUGUUGUUCCAGCAUGUUCCACAUGUUUCAGCAUGUUCACUGGAUAAAUUAGCCUAGUUUUCAUCACAGAUUGGCCAUUUGGCUGAUUGGACGAUGAGAAAUCUCAGAAAUUCAUCUGCAAGUGAAUCUUGACUUGGUUUGUAAAUUGCCAUGAAGGGCAAAGAGAAACAGGAACAGCAGUGGCAGAGUAAGCAAACUGACUUUUCUGGGUGUUGCCAGGCAUGAUCAACCUUAGAGGCUUAUGCCCAAACCCAGGAUGGUUACCUCCACUAAUCAUAUCAACUUUAACUUCAGGUAUAAAAGAGCCAAAACAGAAUGCAUUCUUGCAAGUAAUUAUAGUGAUUCAUUUUCAGUGUGGGUCUGUCUGUAGUAGUGGUCUUUUAUGGUGGUUGCUGCACAUCUUAAAAAAGUCAAAGGAGAAGUAGCAGACUGCACUGAAAUGGAUAGUGAGUCCAUUAACAAUGAAGUGGUAUACUUCACAAUAAAAGCAUAGUUUGACAGAGCAGGGUAUAAAGCAGCCCUAAAAGCAAAUAUCCAAAACAAAACAAAAAUAAAUAAAUAAAAAGGAAGACUUUGUUUAAUGCAGAAGUUUGAGUUUAAGUCACAGAAACGAUGAUACAUCAUAAAAUUGAAUAUCAAUAGACAUGGAUGAUGAUGUAAGUCAAAUCAUGUGUCCCUGCCCCUCUCUUGCCUUUCCUGAAUAUGACUAAUUGUUUUGUUUUAUUCUCAAGUAUUCCUUAAAUGGCCUGAUAAUUUUGUUAUCGCUUUAUUUCAUGAGGUGGAAAUUCUAAUUUUGUGACAGCUCCAGUUCAAAUAGGAUUGAUUAUUAAAUCGCAAAUUUCCUUUGAAAAAUCAAACAACAGUUCACAUCUCCAAUCCCAAUAAAGUAUACAUUCUGUUUAUAAAAUAACAGCACAGUUAGCAGUUCAUAAAGCAAAUAGAUUAGAAAGGGUAAAGAAAGGCUUUUAGUGAUAAAGAGGAAACACUGAACUAAUAUUUGAGUCCAAAGGUGCUCAUUAAUUCCUCCACCAGACUCAUUCGUCUCAUCUCUGUGUGCAUAGUCAGUGACACAAAUAUACUUAUUAUUAGCAUACACUUUCUCUGAUAUCUGGUCAGUGUUCCCCUUAGCAAAGAGUUAGAAUAAAGAAUAAGACAUCACAGUUUUAUAUGGUAUUCUGUCUGUAACCGCAGCUCUAAACUCUUGCAGCACUCAUCCUAUUUCAGGGACUUAAGAUGAGCCCAGUUUCCCUGUUUCAUGCCUGAAUGUGUUUCAAAAAACUCCAAGGAAACAAUCAAUCAAGUCUGGCAACACACGGGGCUGCAAAUGAGCCAACUGUGAAGCACAGUGUGUUUGACUACAUCUGUUUUCUUCAUCAUAUAAACUGUCAAACAGCAUCUCAGACUGGAGGCUUACUUUACUGCAGUCUGUGCUGAACUGAGUCUGAGGCUUUACAAAAGCCACCAAUGCUGAUUAAUAAGUCUUUUAUUGGCUUCAAACACAAACACAGUUCUGAAGAAACGUAGAAGAGCUGGUCUGCCGACUCAUUUUGUUCUGUUAAUUGAUUUCUCUGGAAGUGCCUCUUUGACGAUGCACAAGAAACAGAGUUAUCAGAGAGUUUAUCUGCAGAGUCACGACUCAGAUUAAACCUCUGCUACUCUGUAAUAUUAUAUCUAUAUAUAAUAUAAAAGGAGCUUCACAUGUACAUUUUAUUAAGGUAUUUCCCUGCAGGGCAGCAUGUUUCAUCUGUUUGUGAGAGCGAGGCUUCACUAUGACUUUGAGAGACAGGAACGUUGGAUCAGGGCGUUGGAUCUGUCUGACACUGAGGAGUGUCUGAAUCACUGGAGCAUGUCUGUGAGCUGGCACGUGCAGGAAAACCUCACAUACUGACAAACACACACACUUAUGCACACACAUACAAACACAAGUUUGCAUAUCAAUGCAAAGCAGUUUUGCACUUUUUGUAAUUACAUCCUUGAACAGUCCCUAUGAGGGUUUAAUUUUAGUCUACAUUUGAGGGUAUAACAAACACAGAUUACUUUUUUUCUUAGAUUGGAUUUAAAGAGGAAAAUACCUAACGUACCACACAUUUUGACUGAUUACUCAAAAAAUUAUGGAAUGCCCAUCCUGAAACUUGCAGGGAUGCUACUGGACAUGAUAGUCUUUCUUUAGUGUGAAUAUGAAGAAAAUUGAAGGACCCCCUUUUUUUGCUAUUUCCAAUUUAAGUUUUUGGUCUUUUAUAAUUUUUUUCUGGUCCAAUUUGGGAAAAAAAUGUCAUGAACAAAAAGAUAGAACUUGAAGAGAGCUUUAAAAUGACACCUGAAUCCAGCUCUCUAGGUGCCAUACUUCCAGAGAUAUGAACGAUUUUGUUAUGCAUGUCAUGCUAACUAGCCAAAAAUUCAUUAGCCCCUAUCUGACUAAUUAGAUGGCUUUGAUCAAAAAUAUUUGAGCUCUGACAGUUUCUCCUGAAGGCCAAUCACUCCACCAAAUUUCAUCAAAAUCUGUGACAUGAGUGGAGAUUCUUGGUUGAAUUGACAUGGAAUGACCCUAUAAGAUCUGAAAAGGAAAGAUCCAGAGCACAUGAUGCAUUUGAGCAGUUUUAUUAGCAUGUAAACUGACGUUUCGACACAGGUGUCUUCUCCAGAGUCAACAGAGAACCCAUUAAUGGAGCGGUUUAAAUAGCCCACCUCCAAUCAAAACAGAGUCUUUCAUUGGUGAAGCGGCAAGUUUCCAAUCAUCUACACCAGCCAAUGUGAGGGUACCACAUGAUCCAUACUACAGAAUGAAACUGCAUCACAGAUCACAGCGGUGCAGCAAAUAAACAUUGAACACAACAAUCAACAAAUGAAGAAAAAUAAAAAAUAAAAUUCAAAAUGAAUGAAAAUAUAUUUAACAAAAAUGAAAUACUACAUUAUACUGAUUCAAACCCUGAAGUUCCACCAUGUUGAGUAUAAAAAUCCAAAAGGCUUCUUUGCGGAGGAGCCUAUCUGGCUUUUAGCAGAUGUUUUGUUUGUCCCAUGUAAGCUAAGCCACAUGGGCACUUUAACAUGUAAACAACAUGCGUACUGUUACAGUUAAGGAACGGAUUGAUUUUGAAAAUCAAUUCGUCUUACACGAGACUGUCUCCUUGGAUGGAUUCUUACAGUUUGAGACUCAGUCUUAUCUUUUACUGGGUCUUCCUGUAAAUAUCAUGCUGAAUCUGGUCUAGUCCAGCUCCCCUCAGGCAUUUUGUGAUCACAUUUGUUGUGAAGUGAUGUUUUAUAAAUAAAGACUGAUAAAAAAAUAUAUUUUUGAAAAUAAUUUGUUUUGGAGGGAGCAAUAACUUAAAGCCAUAAAUGUCAAUAAGGACAGUUAUAUAUGACAGCUUCAGUAAACAUUUCAUCAACUUUUAUCCCCUUUACAAAUCAAUAAACCAAUAAAACAACAAGCAAAAGCAGUAACCCGUCAUCUCUUUACACAUCAAUCAGAGGAUUGAAUCGCACAACCUCCUUGAUUAGCUGCAGCCUGGGUUGUUAAUGUUACGGAUUUGAAUAAUGUCAACAACCCUAAAAAAAGCCUCCCCUGCCAUCAUCAUGAAGCAGGAAAUCAAAAGUGUAAUCAUCAGCAGUGAAAGCUGAAGAGGGACAUGUUAUCAGAGAGAGAGAGAGAGACAGAGAGGGAGAGGGAGAGGGGAGACGAGGAAAGAUUCAUGGAGAGAGGAGACGACAGAGAAGAAGGAGAGAGAGAGAUCAAGAGAGACACAAGGAGACAGAGAUCGGUGGGUGCAGCAGACUAUAGGCUAAAACUGACUUCAGUGUUUAAUAGCCGUAAAAUAGUCAGUAAGCUUCUCUUCCCACCUACUCUUAGUGUUGUUAAUAUGCUGUUAGCCUCUUCUCCUCCUCCUCCUCAUCAUCACCACUCGUACCCUGACACACACACACACACACACACACACACACACACACACACACACACACACACACACACACACACACACACAUGCAUCUGCUUAUAAAUCCAGAGUCACACACUUAAACACAGGAUUAUGUGUGCAUGUACAGAAAGUCAAAUAGGUUGUACUCUCUUACUGGAACUCACAAACGCAUCUAUAUACACAUAUUGCACACCCUCUUUAUAUGCGUGCAGCUGGGGUUUUGAGGAGCUCUGACAACUUCAGGUUGUGAAGCGAAGAAGAUGAAUACAGUUGCUUGUUUUCUGUAUCCAGGUAAAGUCUCCUGUAAGUGGCCUUAACUCAUUAUUCACACAUGCACACACACACACACACUCCCUUAAAUGGAUGUACAUUUACACACAUGCACUCUGUUCUUUUCCUGCUGUCUCCUCAGGUUGCUUCCCUCCCUUGCUCCCACUCCCCUUCAUGUUAACUGAGCCACUGGAUGCUGAAGGCUCUAAUCAAGGCAGCACAAUGAACGCCAGGCUCUGUGGUGAAGAUCGCUUUCCAUCAGCGCAGCAAGGCUCUGUGCUCAUCUGUCUGAAUACAGUUGCAGCUCUCUGAAUUGCAUGCUGAAUUUUCUGCCUCUUUAUAUAUCCUCCAUCUCUUGCCUCAGUGUGCGACACGGAUCUCUCCACACGAAACCCGAAAUGUUGUCAGAAAUGAAUCAGAUGUUCAGAUAAUUGGUGCAUGAACAUUUAAAAGCCAAUGAUGAGGCUCUAUUGUGCUAAUUAAACCAGACUGCAGGUACAGUAUUUUGUUGUCUUUUUAUCAUCUGUACACUCCUCAUUUAUAGAUGUCACAUAUCCACAAAUUUUACAGAGAGGAUACAGGAGGAUCUGAUCAGUCUUAGAUUCUUAACAUGAUAUUGUCUGCUUAUGGUUUUUGUAUCCCUCAGGAUAUCAGAUUUGUACAUCACACACAUCACAGAUCCCAGCAAAUGACGUCACAAGAUUUUUUAGCAAACACCAUAAAAAUGAAAGACAGACAUAUGUGGUUAUGUCAUCUUCACUGAUCAGAAAUACUGACUUAACAGAAUUUUAUCCAAAAAGAUUUGGGUUAAAAGAUGUUGAGUUGAAGGGGAAAGUGUUUUUGGAUCUGUCAGAGUUGGUAACUAAGUUUUAGUCUAUUCCAUUUAGAUGCAAUGAUAGCUGAAAGCUCCUCUUUGAUAUCACAGACCUGUAAAUCUGCUCUCAUGUAUCAUCAUGGUGACACCUAAGUGAUGCACCUCAUUUAUAUUUGUGAUACUUCACAGUGAGGUAUCUAGAUGAUGCAUUCCUGUGAGAUUCAACAGAUAUGUUACGGAAAUGACUCUGAGUAACAUCUACAUAUCAUCUUCUUGAUAUUGACAGUAGAAAAUUAGGGCUAACACGGGUGUUUCCUUUCAUAGAUGAAAACCCUAAAGACGGAUUCAUGUUUGAAGUUGUCAGUUUAAGAGAAGGUGUAUUCCCUCAAAGGUACAUUAGUUUACAGAAACAUGAAGCUGAAUGAUCUCAGUUAGAGCUGCUGUCAUAGAUCCUGAUAAUGUUUUCUCAGAAUGAUCAGAGUCGACUAUGAGGAGACGUCCUGAUAAUAACUCAUCGUUUAUUUCUUUACUCUGACAGAAACUCCGCUCACUGUCCUUUAACUCACUACAACACUCAGAGCUGACCAACCGUCAGACUCAUAAUGCUGUCUAGAAGGAAGAUUCCACACGUCUCAACUUUCUGCCCAGUCUGUUCAGAGUCCUGAUCCGUAAUACAGUGUGGAUCUGAGGAGACAAAACAUUAGGGACACUUUAACCAGAUGCUCCACGAUCAUCAUUUUGGUACAGACAGCUAGCUGUUCACUGUGAACCACAUCUCUUAAACUUAACCAACACUUCAUUCUUUAUUAUCAGGACUUUAUUCUCAUUAUAUCAGAACUUUACUAUAACAUUAAUCUCUAUACAUUAUGGGCCUGAUCUACUAAGAUCCAAAAUAGCGAGCGCUAAAUGCAAAAAAGUGCAAACUGAAAAAUUGCAUGUGCUAUUAGUGGGCGUGUUGCGGGUGAUCUACUAUCAUUGCGUGCGCAAUUAAUAACGGGAGCAAAAGUGGUGCAGACUGCCCUCUUUGAACGAGGAUUUUGUGUGCGCUAUCGGCUGUCACCAUGGACAGUUUGUGAGAGCAGAGUGUUUGAAAUCAUGGAGUUGUACAUAUUGUUUUGGGGAACUGCAUAAAAGGCAAGGCAAGUUUAUUUGUAUAGCACAAUUCAUACACAAGGCAAUUCAAAGUGCUUUACAGAUGCAAGACGAUAUACUAGAAAUCAAAAAAGGGAUUAAAACAAUUUAAAAUCAAUAUGACAAACAGAAAUGUAUUCGUCUGUUUCGUGUUUGACCUUAUUAUUUGUAAAAUUGGCAUUUACCAGAAAAAUGAAAUAAAUCACAAGCUUUUGGACAAGGA
This is a messenger RNA of Xyrichtys novacula (pearly razorfish), 10705 nucleotides long. NCBI's taxonomy places the organism in Eukaryota, Metazoa, Chordata, Actinopteri, Labriformes, Labridae. The record is from the annotation of a GenBank genome assembly.